AUGUUCUCAAGACAAGCAACCCAAAAUGCGCGCUUCGCCGCCCGCUGCGCAGGCCGCCCGGCUGCACGUGCAGCAAACCCCGGAUUCCGCGCUCAACAGGCCCGAUUCCAAUCAACAGGCCCAGCCUCCACUAGCAACGCUGGCGCUGGAACACACGCAGCAGUCGGUGCCGUCUCUGGUGCUGCGGCCGCCGUUGUUGUUGGCUACAUUGCAUACAGGCAGUCUGGUGUCCGCGAUGUCGUUUCCGCCGCUCAGACUACGAAGAGCUACGUUAACAGCGCCACGGCAAAAAUCAAGGAGCAGACACCUGAGCCGAAUGAAGCCCUCGCGUGGCUGCGCAAUGCCGCCCAGAGCUACGCUGCCUUCAUCCCUGGCGCGAAGGGCUACGUUGACUCGGCCUUUGACGACCUUGACGCCAUUCGCGCAAAGCACGGCGAUGAGGUCGACAAGAUUGUCCGCGAGGCCUAUGAUGAGAUGCGGGAAAUUCUCGACAAGGGCGACAUGAGCCUGGUCACCGCACACAAGACCUGGGAUGUCAUUACCAAGCAUAUGAGCCGCAUUGGGGAGCUUGCAGGCGAUGCUUCGCAACAAAUCAUGGACAAUCACCCCCAGCUCAAGGAGAAGGUUGGCGGCAACAUCGAUAAACUGAAGGAGUACGGUGACAAAUACGGUCCCGAGGCCAAGAAGGAGGUUGACAGGACAUGGAAGCAGAUCAAUGAUGUCGUCAAAACUGGCCUAAGCGCAUCCAACAUUGAGAAGAUCAAGAGCAUUGUACAAGAGAAGGUCGACAAGCUCAAGAAGCUUGGUGAUGAGGCAUGGGACAAGGGUAUGGAGCAGGCCAAGCCCUACCUCGACAAGAACCCCCAGGUCAAGAAGCUUGUUGAAGAGAACGCCGAUGCGCUCAAGGGCGGUAACGUCCAGCAGCUCUAUGAACGUGUCAAGUCUGCCGUCGAGAAAGGUGAUACCGGCGAUCUGGAAUCUUACAUCAAAAGCGCCACAAACAAGGCCAAAGAGGCUGGUUUCGGUGACUACGAGCAGUACAUCAAGAAGAUUCCCGGCGCCGACCAGAUCAUGCCCAAGUUGAGCCAACUCCAGGAGGCUGCGCAGAAGCAUGGCGACGAGGCACAAAACAUCCUGAAGAGCACUGUCUCUGAGAUAACAGAGAUUCUCAAGAAGAGGAGCGACGAGGCGGCCAAGCUUGCGCAGAAGGCGAAGGAGGAUUCCAAGAAAUAG
Messenger RNA from Plenodomus lingam JN3, 1233 nucleotides. RefSeq lists its product as uncharacterized. The record is from RefSeq and is a predicted model, not a curated record. Lineage: Eukaryota; Fungi; Ascomycota; Dothideomycetes; Pleosporales; Leptosphaeriaceae.